Messenger RNA from Oncorhynchus gorbuscha (pink salmon), 2396 nucleotides. RefSeq names its product trifunctional nucleotide phosphoesterase protein YfkN-like. Gene Ontology annotation, biological process: nucleotide catabolic process. The transcript is spliced from 9 exons. The record is from RefSeq and is a predicted model, not a curated record. The coding region runs from base 1 to 1638 and encodes 545 amino acids. NCBI's taxonomy places the organism in Eukaryota, Metazoa, Chordata, Actinopteri, Salmoniformes, Salmonidae. Gene Ontology annotation, molecular function: hydrolase activity.
AUGGAUGAAUAUCUUUUAAGUUUGGAAACAAAUGUGACUUGUAACAAACCAGAAGUAGUUCUCACUAUUUUACACUUCAAUGAUGUGUACGAAAUAGAAGCAAGACCAGAAGAACCCGUUGGCGGUGCUGCAAGGUUUGCCACUGCUCUAAAAGUAUUCCAGUCGCUGAAUCCUUUAGUAGUUUUCAGUGGUGACUGUUUGAGCCCUUCUUUGCUAAGCACAGUCACCAAGGGAAAGCACAUGGUAGAUGUUCUAAAUAAAUUAGGAGUCCAUUGUGCGGUGUAUGGAAAUCAUGAGUUUGAUUUCGGUGUGGACCACUUGGAAGAGCAGACAAAAAAUAUGACCUUCCCAUGGUUCCUCAGCAAUGUGUACGACAGGUUCACCCAUGAAACGCUGGGCCAUGGCAUGGUCAGCAGCAUCCUGGAGUGGAACAGCCUAAAGAUCGGUGUCAUGGGCCUGGUAGAGGAGGACUGGCUGGAUACCCUGGGCACUGUGGACAAGAACAAUAUCCACUACACAGACUAUGUGGAGACAGCUGAUCACCUUUCUGCUGAGCUGAGGGACAAAGGGGCUGACCUGGUCAUCGCAGUCACACACAUGAGGUGGCGUAAUGACAUCAGGCUAGCAUCCGAGUCCAACGGUGUGGAUCUCAUCCUGGGAGGACAUGACCAUGAGUACGGGGUUCUGGAGGUCAAUGGGAUUCUGAUCGUAAAGAGUGGCUCAGAGUUCAGGUACCUGUCAAAGAUUGACGUUGUGAAGGACCAGGAUGGAACGUUCAAGUACACCUGUGAAAAGAGAGCUACAAUGAGAGACCUUGAGGAAGAUGCGGAAAUCAAACAGAUUGUGAAAGGAUACACUGAUAAUAUGCAGCAUAUGCUUGGAGAGGUCCUGUGCCACACAGACGUGACCUUGGAUGGACGCUGCGCCACCGUGAGACGAGCAGAGUGCAACCUGGGUAAUCUGAUCACCAACGCCAUGCUGGAGGCCACUCAUGCGGAAGCGGCGAUUUUAAACUCAGGUACUCUGCGAUCUGACCGCUUGCACCCAGCUGGUCCCCUGACCAUGCAUGACCUGCUGCAGAUCCUGCCACUAAAGGACCCAGUGCUGGUGGUGGAGGCCACUGGGCAGCAGCUCUACGAAGGCCUGGAGAACGGGGUCAGCAUCUACCCUGAUUUAGAUGGAAGAUUUCCCCAGGUCUCAGGGAUUCAGUUUGGCUUUAAUCCCAAUGGAAAACCUGGACACAGAGUCAUCGCUAAGACAGUGAAGGUUCAAGGCAAGAGUCUAGAUAGAGACAGAAAAUAUGCGGUGGCCAUGAAAGAAUUCUUAACUAAGGGCAAAGAUGGCUACACUAUGUUCAGAAGCUGUCCUCAUAGGCACGACAUAGAGAAUGCUCAGAUCCUGUCGACCAUCCUCAUCAACCACUUUGAGUCUGGCCAGAUCGUCAGAGGCACGAAGAGGUGCAUGUCUGGCCACAGGAUGGGCCUCAUCAAGGUGUCCAGCAGCCCCUCUGUGUCUGCCAUUGAAAGUACCAAGAGUGAGAAUCUGGAGGGAGAGGAGGUGGGAGUGGCUGUGGUACCCGGAGUGGAGGGCAGGAUAUUCCAUGUCUACCCUGAGGGCCAAUCAGAAACAGAAGGCUAACAGUGGGUAGGGCUGUUCCUCAUCAGAGAAUUUCACAGAGCAACUCAGCCAUGACUCCAUAGUCACAGUGUAAGCCAGGGGAAAUUACAUCAAGUUUCACAUCUCUCAUCUGCCUCUUGCUUUUUAUCAGCCUUAUAAACAGGCGGACUGUCAAUGAACGCUCAGACAGCAACAUGAGAUGAAGUAAUCCAUUACUUGUAUUACUGUUGAAGUAAUCCAUUACUUAUAGUACUGUUGAAGUAAUCCAUUACUUGUAGUACUGUUGAAGCAAUCCAUUACUUGUAGUACUGUUGAAGUAAUCCAUUAUUUGUAGUAUGUUGAAGCAAUCCAUUACUUGUAGUACUGUUGAAGUAAUCAAUUACUUGUAGUACUGUUGAAGUAAUCCAUUACUUGUAGUACUGUUGAAGCAAUCCAUUACUUGUAGUACUGUUGAAGUAAUCCAUUACUUGUAGUACUGUUGAAGCAAUCCAUUACUUGUAGUACUGUUGAAGCAAUCCAGCAGCAAGCAGUCCUUGAAGUUGUAAAUACAAUUUUUUGACAUGACUCAAAAUUAUACCACAUUUUUCUCCUUGUCAAUACAGUUGAAUAUUGACUAAUAUAUUAACUAAUAUAUUACAGAAAAGAUAUUUAUUUUGAAUGAUCAUUUUGUGGCAUAUAUUGUGGCAAUGUAUAAGGAUUUGAACGGAGAAGGAGGAGCAAUAGUGUACAUGUGCUCAUGACAACAUUAUAGUAAAAAGGAAAUGAAUUGAAGAAAACUC